CGCAGAUCGAUACACGACGUAAGCCUCCGACGGCAAGGACGAGGAACACGAAGCGCCUCGAAAAGGUCAAGUGCGUGUCGGAAAAACGCAUGAAAGGAGACACUCGCUCACAUCAGACUACCCUCGGGAAACAAGUGGAAACGACAUCUACGGGGCACGAAUGGGUUUAUAAUUAUGUAGACGAAGCGCGCGCACCAUUUGCCGAGUAUCCUUUCAAGUACCGGUCAAGAGGCAAGAACGCCAUACACUCUGCGGUCAGUGUGUUCGCUGACUAUCAUCGCGUAGCGGCUCUUCAAUCACUCCAAAUCAUUUCUAGAUCACCAAGUCUGAUCCACUGCACGAGAGGUCGGAGGACAACAUGAGCAGAGACGAACUUCGAGAGCUCGUUCGACAGCUGAAGAACAGGCAGUCGUCAACCAUCCCUGUGAAGCGCGAGCCGAGCCGCGAUAGCGUUUCACGCGCAAUCGACAGACAUCCAGAGUACAGCC
Molecule: messenger RNA, 488 nt
Organism: Macroventuria anomochaeta
Lineage: Eukaryota; Fungi; Ascomycota; Dothideomycetes; Pleosporales; Didymellaceae
Exons: 4
Coding region: 90-362 (90 amino acids)
Source: RefSeq, a predicted model, not a curated record